AUGUCAUCGUUAAUAGCAAAUCCAUUUUUUGUAUCACGAGAAGAAAGGCCUUGUACGGAGACGUCUCCUCUUUUGGUACCGCGGUCAGCUACAACGGUCAAGCAGAAGAGGAGAUUUGACGAAACUUCUCAUGGAUUCUCAGGCAGUCAGGCAUUAACUCUGGCGCAGAAACCCGUGUCUAUAUUCGAGGAGCAACUUGGAACUGGAGCCUUUGGACAAGUGGAUCUGAUCAUCGAUGUGAGCACUGCUGCCAGAUUUCGCGCGGAAGAAAUUCUCCAAACCUGCUUGGUCGGGGCAUUCUUCUCCUUUAUAUAUUGCCGUGCUGCUGGUGCCUUGAUAUAA
This is a messenger RNA of Paracoccidioides brasiliensis Pb18, 342 nucleotides long. RefSeq lists its product as uncharacterized. The transcript has a single exon. Bases 1 to 342 code for a protein of 113 amino acids. The record is from RefSeq and is a predicted model, not a curated record.